AGGGACAUGCUGGGCGACGCGCUGCGCGAGUGGCAAGACCGCGUUGCUGCGGAGCUUCUUCUUUCUUUUCAAUUCGACGAAAGAGACACAUUUGAUCUUUCGGGGGCCCUUGUUAACGUUGAGGUUUUCCUCCUCAGCCCGCAGCACUCGACUACAGUUUUGGCGGUCCCUUUUGAAAUGCCUUUAUCUCUUUUUCUUUCUUGCUUCUUGGUGGUGGUUGCGGGCCCCGCUGCUGCUGCUGCUGCUGCUGCUACUGCUGCUGCUGCUGCUGCAGCGGGAGAGGGCACAACAGCAGCUGCUGGUGUUGCUGCCUUCACAGUGGACGGAGAGCGACUAGCAGGAGACACAAAGAUGGGAGAAGCAGCAGCAAACGGCAUUUUGGUGAAGGCGCCGUGGGCCCCGGGUUUGGAGAGUUUGCUGCUGUCGCUGGACAGGACUUUGCUGUUUUGUUUGUGCUGCGAAAGAGACAAAAAGCAAAACAAAGUUCAAAAAGAAGAAAUGAGCAGCAGCAGCAGCAGCAGCAGCAGCAGCAGCAAAAGAGAAAAAGCCCAAGUUGUCUCUUCUGCUCUCAGCUUUCGGGUUUGCCAAAAAGGGUUUGCAGAGACGGAGUUCGGAUUACCCCCGCACUUGCUGCUCAGACACGCAGCUCAACUCAGGGAAAACACCACAUUUGUGGAUUUGCAAAAAGACAAAAAGUUAAUUAACAUUUGCAAGCAAGGAGAAGUGCGAGUCGCUGGAGUGCCACGAGACGCGCCGGGGACUUCACUGCGUUCGUUCCUCUUGUCUGCUGCUGGCCUGUCUCCUUCUGCGGGUUCUUCUUUUGGCCUUUGUGUCUCUGUGGACAAUUCCACGUGUCUCUUUUUAGACUGGGACGAGCAGCAGCAGCAGCAGCAGCAGCAAGAAGAGGCAGCAGCAGCUAGCAGCAGCAGCAGCAGCAGCAGCAGCAGGGGAGGGGCCCUGGGGAUUACGCAACGGCUGCUGCUUGCUGCAGCCCAAGGCAACACCGUUUACGUCUUUAAAUGGCCUGGAGUGCCUCUACCUGUCUCCUCAUUGUCUCCUUUGGUGCAUCAGCACCUGCACUACUUAGCAAGCCCUUCUGCUGCUGCAGCAGCAGCUGCUGCUGCAGAAGCUGCUGCUGCUGCUGCCCCGUCUUCUCUUGUCUCCCUCACUUUGCCAGCAGCAGCAGCAGGAGGGAGCGAGCAGGGGCCGGGGGGCGCGCGCUCGGGAAGCGCGACGGCCGCAGCAGCGGGCGCAGCAGCAACAGUGGCGGCAGCAGCAGCAGCAGCAGCAGCAGCAGCAGCAGCAGCAGGCAGCAGGCCGUGCGCAAGCCUGCGGCCCGGCAGCGCCGUGGGCGAACUGCUGCUGGCAGCAAAAGACACAGGGGGGCUGCUGCUGCUGCUGCAGCGAGGGGACCCUGAGGAGACACCCCAAACGCAUGCACCCCACACGCAUACACCCCAAACGCAUGCACCCCACACGCAUACACCCCAAGUGCAUGCACCCCACAGAGACACUUUUGAAGUAUUUCAAAAGGAGACUUUUGAAAAGCAAUUAAUUGAAAAGGACACUCCUCAAAAAGAAGGACUUCAGCGCCUCAAGGCCUUUGUGUUUCCCCCCAGAGUCCAUUUGCUGCAGCAGGUUGUGGCGGUGACCAUUGGUCUGCCGAGCGGGGGCGAGUUCUCCGUGGUGAAUGUGCCCGGAGCAGCAGAAGCUGGGCUGCUGCUGCAGUUCAUUAGAGAGACUGUGGGGCGCAGCAGCAGCAAAAGGAGACUGGUGAAGCUGCCCACGGGGGUGACCCCACAAGCCCUGGGGCUGGUUGCUGCUACUGGCUGGGAUCCGAUCCCAGAGGAGACGCCUGUGUGGCUGCUGCGCUGCGGCGCAGCAGCAGCAGCAGCAGCAGCAGCAGAAGCAGCCGUGGCGGAGGCGGCAGCAGCGGCAACCCACGCAGCAGCAGAACGCGGCCUGCCAGACCCCACAAAAGGGACCCCGGAAGCAGCAGCAGCAGCAGCAGCAGCAGCAGCAGCAGCACAGACACACAGCAGCAGCAAACUAGUUGAAAGGGCCUGCCGGCACAGAGACACGCCGGUGCUGCUGCAGUUCAAGUUCAGGCCUCUGGAAACCCCCGAAUUUCUGCUGCGCAUGCAGCCGCUGCGGGGCCUCGUGCUGGACUUUGCUGGGGGGGCUGUGAGUCCGGGAUUAGUUGAAGAAAGGAAAGAAGAUAAAUAA
Eimeria tenella is the source of this 2226-nucleotide messenger RNA. RefSeq lists its product as uncharacterized. The annotation marks the transcript as partial. Lineage: Eukaryota; Apicomplexa; Conoidasida; Eucoccidiorida; Eimeriidae. The record is from RefSeq and is a predicted model, not a curated record. The transcript is spliced from 9 exons.